Molecule: messenger RNA, 1461 nt
Organism: Emys orbicularis (European pond turtle)
Lineage: Eukaryota; Metazoa; Chordata; Testudines; Emydidae
Product: zinc finger protein 501-like
Exons: 3
Coding region: 1-1362 (453 amino acids)
Biological process (GO): regulation of DNA-templated transcription
Source: RefSeq, a predicted model, not a curated record
AUGCCGGUGACCUUCGAGGAGGUGGCUGUGUAUUUCACUGAGGGGCAGGGGGCUCUGCUGGAUCCCGCUCAGAGAGCCCUCUACAGGGACGUCAUGCAGGAGAACUAUGAGACGGUGACCUCAUUGGCAGGAUUUCCCAUUCCCAAACCUGAGCUGAUCGCCCGGCUGGAACGAGGGGAAGAGCCGUGGGUCCUGGAUCUCCAGGCCUCUGAGAAAAAGGAGGUCAUGCGAGUCACCCACACAGGUGAUGAGACCCUGAGUGAGAACAAGGAGGUAAAUUGGCAGGUGGAACCAGAGAGGGCCUUUCUGAGAGGAGCUGAAGGGAAUUUUUCCCAAUGCUUGGAACAGGGAGAAGCCUGGGGAAAUCGGGAUGGGUCAGAGAGGCAGCUGGGAAACCAGCCAAGGAAGAAAGUGGAUGAAUCAAUUCAAGGUGGGGGAGGAUGCACAGAUCCCAAGGAAACCACCGCCCAGCAGACAAAUCCCAAGGACGAGAAACCCUACAAAUGCCUCGACUGUGGGAAAAGCUUCAGUGUAAGAACGAACCUUAUUACGCAUUGGAAAAACCACACUGGAGAGAAGCCCUAUAAAUGCUUGGACUGCGGGAAAAGUUUCCGUCAGAGCUCACACCUUAUUACCCAUCAGAGACUGCACACCGGAGAAAGACCCUAUAAAUGCCUAGAGUGCGGGAAAAGUUUCAAUGUGAGAUCGGCCCUUAUUGCACAUCAGAGAACGCACACGGGAGAGAAACCCUAUAAGUGCCUGGACUGUGGGAAAAGCUUCAAUGUGAGAUCAGCCGUUAUUAGACAUCAGAGAAUCCACACGGGAGAGAAACCUUAUAAAUGCUUGGACUGUGGGAAAAGUUUCAGUCAGAGCUCCAGCCUCACUAAACAUCGGAGAACCCACACGGGUGAGCGACCCUAUAACUGCCUUGUGUGUGGGAAAAGUUUUAGCGACAGCUCGUCCCUUAUUAAACAUGGGAGAACCCACACGGGAGAGAGACCCUAUAAAUGCCUGGACUGUGAGAAAUGUUUCAAUCUGCGAUCAGCUCUUCUUGCACAUCAAAGAACCCACACAGGAGAGAAACCCCAUAAAUGCCUGGACUGUGGGAAAAGCUUCAGUCAGAGCUCAAACCUUGUUACGCAUCAGAGAACCCACACGGGGGAUAAACCCUAUAAAUGCUUCCACUGUGGGAAACGGUUUAACGUCAGUUCAGCCGUUAUUACACAUCAGAGAAUCCACACAGGAGAGAAACCCUAUAAAUGCCUGGACUGUGGGAAAAGCUUCAGUCACAGUUCAAACCUCACUAAACAUCAGGGAAUUCAUGAGGGAGAGAGAACCUGUAAGUGGGACAUGUUUCAAUAGGAAGUCAACCCUUAAUACUCAUCAGGAGACCCCAGCAUGGAAGAGAGACCCCAGAAGUGUCUCUGUUGAGGGAAAAGUUCCAUUCAGAGAUCAGCCCUU